AUGCCUGCACAUGCCCUCCUUACCUCCAAGCUAGUAUUUGGUGACCCCCAGGGUCUUAAGGUUCCAAUCAACCUGCAGGAUGCCAGCACUCAAGUUGCCCUAGACUUGAAUGAUAUCAAGGUUCUCAUCAAGGAGCAGUCAUGAAAAUUGCUGACAAUCAUCCACAUAGAAGACAGACGGAUUGCUUUGGUGAAUUUCAUGGUAAUGAAAAUCCAAACUGAAGGUUUUGUCCAGCAGUCAGAAAUGCUAGAGUUUCUCAGAAAAUACUCAGAUCAAUUGCCAGAGAUACUCAGACAAGCCUUGGCUCACGUAGAUCAUGUCUUUAGUUUGAACCUGAGGGUUUUUGAUUCCCAGGCCAACAACUUAAUCAACAAACAGGGUCCCCAGCCUACUGAUAGACUAGUAGAGACCUGGGCAAAGGAAGUUCUCCUGGCCUUGGUUCUAGGCCACAUCCUUCUGAAUGGCAACUAGGAAAAAGAGCCCUUCAUUUGGGAUCUGCCUAAGGUUGAUAUAUUGGAUAUGAUUCAGAGGAUCAACAUCCUCUUUUGGAACACAAGAAACCUCCUCACUAUUGACUUUUUGCAUAUGUGAUUUUUGGCGCCAAGCAUGAAUCCCUUUGAAUUUGAGUUCUUGUGGGGGUAUGGAGCCUGUAGAGAAACUCCAAAGAUGGAAGCAUUGAAGUUUGUGGUGGAAGCUCAUGAUGAAGAACCCCAGAGUUGGCCAGAGGAGUAUAGCAAAGAUCAGGAAGGGGGCAAAGCCAAAGAAAGAAGCCUGGCUUGGUCGAGGGAUUUAGACACUGUGAAGGAUUUGCUAAAGUUGGCCACUAAUGUCACUAAAGAGUUGCUACCUAUAAAUCAGGAUGAACUCAUGGCUCAUACUGGCAAAGAAUUCAAGGAUGUGUUCUCAAAUAUACUCAAUCAAGCUACUCUAAUUCCUGAUCUGUUCUAUGAGUUCUCUCUGAUGGAGGUUAACACCAGUGAGCACAUGUACUUCCUUGUCCAACAACCAGAAUUAGAAGAAGAGCAAGUAAAGGUAGAGAGUCUGGGGAGAACCACUCAGGAGUGUGUGAUGCUAAUCCUGGAUUUGAUUUUCCUGAUGGGCAUCCAUGUGAAAGAGGCCAAUAUCUGAAAUUUGCUACAGAGAUAUGUGAUUGUAGGGAGAAAGUAUUCCAUCACCAGGAAGCUUAUGAAACAGUGAAACCUAGAAUGCAGACCACUUUUUUACUCUGAUCUAGUUGAGUAUGAGCUUCUGUGUGGUCUUCAAGGUCACCUAGAAACCAUCACAAUGAAAGCCUUGAAUUACAUGGCCAGACUUCAUGGAAAGGGAUCACAGGAUUGGCCAGAGCAAUAUAAGGAUCCUGUGGAAGGUGAGAAGGUCAUUGUCAGAUCUGAGGCAACUGCCAUAUUCUUUGGCUCAAUGUAA
Messenger RNA from Fukomys damarensis (Damara mole-rat), 1422 nucleotides. It is a transcript of the gene Magee2, whose product is annotated as MAGE family member E2. Gene Ontology annotation, cellular component: nucleus. Gene Ontology annotation, biological process: negative regulation of transcription by RNA polymerase II. NCBI's taxonomy places the organism in Eukaryota, Metazoa, Chordata, Mammalia, Rodentia, Bathyergidae. The record is from RefSeq and is a predicted model, not a curated record.